AUGGCGGUGCAGCACGGGUUCAAUAGGCCUGCGGAAAGACUCGCGGACCUCUGCGGAGCCACGGCCAAGCGGGCGCCCAUGGCCUCGUGCCGGUGCUCCCUCCAGCAGGACGCCCGGGACGGGCGCUCCCAGCAAAAGCUGCAGCGCCUGGCCGCAGGGAUCCUGGGGAUGGAGGAGGCUCUUUUUGUGCCUACGGCCACGAUGGCGAACCUCAUCGCCGUGAUGUGCCACUGCCAGCGCAGGGGGGCUCAGCUGCUCCUGGGCCGGGACGCCCACCUGCACCUCUACGAGCACGGCGGGGCCGCGCAGGUUGCUGGCAUCCACUCCCAGGCACUGCCGGAUCUGCCAGAUGGCACCUUCGACCUGGACCAGCUGGAGCUGACCAUCCGCGAGGCCCACGGCAGCCGGUACCACCCGCGCCCCGAGCUCAUCUGCCUGGAGAACACGCACAGCUCGGCGGGGGGCCGGGCGCUGCCCCUCACCUACCUCCAGCAGGUCCGGGGGCUCGCUGACCGCUAUGGGCUGCGGGUGCACGUGGAUGGAGCACGGCUGAUGAAUGCAGCGGUGGCCCAGGACGUGGAGCCGGCUCAGAUCACCCAGCACUGCGACUCUGUGUCCCUCUGCUUCUCCAAGGGCCUGGGCGCCCCGGCUGGCGCGGUGCUGGCUGGACGCAGGGAAUUUGUCACCGAGGCCUGGCGCGUGCGGAAGCUGCUGGGCGGGGGGGUGCGGCAGGCACGGCGUGGGAGCGCAGGCGUGCUGGCAGCCGCUGCCCGCCUCGGGCUGGAGCACGCGAAGGCGACGCUGCGCAGAGACCACGACAAUGCCCGACGCUUUGCUGAAGGCAUCCAGGAGCUGAACUCGCCCCUCUGCUCUGUCAACCUCGCGGCGGUGGAGACAAACAUCGUGAUGGUGAGCAUCAGGGGGAGCUGGCCGUCCCCCGCAGAGCUCUGCGAGCACCUGCAGGCAGUGAGCGAGGAGGAGUUGGCCGAGACCGGCCAGGCUGUCAGCGUCCUGCUAUUCCCCUGGUCGGCAUGCACCGUGCGUGCAGUCUGGCACCGCGAUGUCUCAGCCCACGACACUGAGCUCGCAAAGAACAAGCUGGAGUUUGUGGCCAGGAAGUGCCAGGAGAAGCUGGCCCUGGGACUGCGCCCGACUCCUCCGAGCAUGGGGGGAGCCUGA
This is a messenger RNA of Nipponia nippon (crested ibis), 1179 nucleotides long. NCBI's taxonomy places the organism in Eukaryota, Metazoa, Chordata, Aves, Pelecaniformes, Threskiornithidae. The record is from RefSeq and is a predicted model, not a curated record.